CUUACAGGAACCAAACCUGCGUCAAAUGAGGACCAAACAAAUAUUGUAGGAGGUCAUAUUGCCAAACAGGGUGAGAUUCCUUACCAGGUGUCACUCAGAUCCUACUCGUCUUACACCUACUCAAGAGGUCACUUUUGUGGGGGAACCAUUCUUGAUAAGAGGCACGUCGUGACAGCUGCUCAUUGCGCUAUACACAUAACAAACUACACUGACUACUAUGUAGCCCUGGGAAGUAACAAGCUGACCAACUCUAAGGCAUUGAAAAAAUUCGCAAUUUCUAAGGUGACCUACCAUAAUGGCUUCUCCUACUCUACAUUGAGUAACGACAUUGCAAUCAUCAAGCUCAAGAAACCAAUCCGAUUCAACAAAAAUAUCAAGCCGAAGAAAAUUGCCACCAGAGUACCCAAGCAAGACACGAAAUGUAUCAUCAGUGGUUGGGGCACUUGGAACUAUGGUGACCAUGUGAUCCAUGACGAACUGAAGGCUGCCACAGUUCUGAUCAGCAACAUGACUCAAUGCAGAGCCAACUACUCCGACAGAGUCGAUCCUCUCACCAUGAUCUGUGCUGGACUAGUCGAGGGUGGAGUCGACUCUUGCCAGGGUGACUCCGGUGGCCCAAUGAUCUGCAACGGUCAACUGAGCGGAAUUGUCUCCUGGGGAAGAGGCUGCGCCUUAAGGUAUUACCCCGGCGUCUACACCAACGCCUACCACUACAGGGACUGGCUCAAGAAACAUGGCGUCAAGGUGAAGGAAGCUGACGAAAACGGAAGCGAAGAAGAGGAGAAUGACGCGGCAGAAGAGGAAGAAGAAGACGACAAUGAGGAAGAAGAAAUGGUCGAGAAGGAUAUGUUGCCUGCUGUUAUGAUGAGGAAUAUUGCUGAGCAGUAUAUACCUAAUAAAUACUAAUUGAAUAUUUAUUUCUCGAGAAUAAUUGAGAGAUACUUGGGGAUGUGAUAAUUCAGGAAUAUUACUUCAGGAUAUAAUCAAUGAAUACUCUAUAUAGUCUACAUUUAUUGAGGAUAUACUUAAGGUAUAUCACUUGAGGAUAUAUUCAAGGAAUAUAUUCAAGUGUGGAUUAUUCAGAGAAUAUAAUGUAUGAUCUGGUGUGGGAAUGAUACUUCACAGGAGUUUCAAGUAACUUAGAGAACUCAGAAAAUGAUAAAUCUUCUCAAGCUUCAAGAUUGAAGGAGGAAUUUUGAUAACAUGAAUAACUGUCACAGUAAAAAAUUGGAAAAUUUCAAAAAUUUUACUAGACUGGAAUAAAUGUUUUUUUAUUGAA
This is a messenger RNA of Nilaparvata lugens (brown planthopper), 1279 nucleotides long. RefSeq names its product trypsin I-P1. The transcript is spliced from 6 exons. Gene Ontology annotation, molecular function: serine-type endopeptidase activity. The annotation marks the transcript as partial. The record is from RefSeq and is a predicted model, not a curated record. NCBI's taxonomy places the organism in Eukaryota, Metazoa, Arthropoda, Insecta, Hemiptera, Delphacidae. Gene Ontology annotation, biological process: proteolysis.